ACUGUGAAUAAGAACAUUAUGGAAAUACUUUCCAAAUGUGUGAUAAUUGUUUACGAAAAAACAACAUUUGAAACUUUAAAUGAGACUAUCCAAUUAGAACUCAGAUGAAUCCUCUAUAAAAAUUGGAAUCCUUCACCUUAAAGUAGACUGAAAACUAAUACCAUUUGACUAUUUUCGUCAGCAUAAUGCUUUAAAUCAAUUUCUUCAACAAAUCAUUCCCCAAGAGAAAAUGAUGUCGAAGAGUGAUCCGCUUGAAUCAAAUCCAAUUCGGAUUCGGUUCAUAAAAGAAGUAUUUUCACCUCUUGAAUUAGGCAAUAAGAAAGCUGCAAAAGAUCUUGAAAGUUGUUGGGGAGUGUCUAAUGAUCAAAGAAAAAAAUUCGAAUUGAUUGCCCCAUUGAGUGGUAGUGAUAGUGAUUGGAAUAGUAAGGUUCAAAUCUUCAGUGUGAAGAACAGAAUCGGUGUUAAUAAUCGGUCGAAUCAUGUUCGUAGUGAAGUGAGAAUGAAAGGAUUGUCUAUAAAGGUUCCGAUGGAUGUUUUUAUUGGCAUGUUUUCGUCGGAAAAUGAGCUGAACGAUAAAAAGGUCGAGGCAGUUAGGAAAGGAUUGAAAGGAAAAUAUAUUGAUACAGUUGAAGGGACUUGUAUGAAUCGGUUGCUGUUUGCAGCGAAUUGGUCGGUGCUGGUUAACAGAUUUGUUGAGGCUAUACCGAGCUCAUUCAAGUCUGGGAAUAAACGGAUUCAGAAAAUGGACAAAAAUAAAGAGUGUCUAAGUUCGUGUACUCGUGACGUGGAAUCAAAGGCACUGUUUGAGUUUAAGCCUGGAGAGUCGAGGGCCCGGGUUAUCACGAGGAAUGAGGGUUUGGAACAUAAUCAUGAUCGAGAGAAUGUACUGUUUGAAUGCUUUAUAGGAUUUGCAUUUGAUCAGUUGACCCAAAAUCUUCAAAAGCUUGAUUAUUUAAAAGCAGUUGCAAGUAUUUGGGAUGGUCGAAAAGUUUAUGUAAAUGGAUUUUUGGGAAAUUUGAAGUUUGCUAAAGUGGGAGGUGUUCCGUCCGGUCUUGUUGGUGUUGGUACGGGCGGUAGGGAAGAAACUGGUGGUAAUUCAUCACAAAAACUGGCCGGUCUGAUACGUAACAUUCCUCUAUCAGAUGUGAAGCAUUUGAGAUUGACCUUAUCGAUGAUCUCGCCUACGGAUUUGACUGAGCUUCCACUGCUAUUGGGCCAGUCUUUGCUAGACCUUCCAGACAAGAAGAAGUUAUUCUCUGUCCAGGAGUUCUUCAGAUAUACCAAGUCUGAAGGGAGGAGGUUCUUUGAAGAACUGGAUAGAGAUGGCGAUGGCCAAGUAACUUUAGAAGAUCUUGAAGUUGCAAUGAAAAAAAGAAAAUUGCCAGUGAAAUAUUCUCAGGAAUUCAUGCGCCAGACCAGAAGAAAUCCAUUUUCAAAAUCCUUUGGCUGGAAGCAGUUUUUAUCCUUGAUGGAACGGAAGGAGCCAACCAUUCUUGAAGCUUAUACUUCUCUUUGUUUAAGCGAGUGUGGGACUCUCCAAAAGAGUGAAAUAUUGGCAUCACUUAAAAAUGUCGGGCUUCCAGCAACCGAAGACAAUGCUGUCGCCAUGAUGCGGUUUUUGAAUGCAGGCACUGAAGAAUCUGUUUCAUAUGGACACUUCCGCAAUUUUAUGCUUCUUUUGCCUCCUGACCGACUACGUCAAGAUGAUCCUCGGAAUAUCUGGUUUAAAGCUGCGUCUGUUGUUGCUGUUGCACCGCCUGCAGAAGUGCCAGCUAUAAGUGUUCUUAAAUCCGCAAUUGCUGGGGGUCUUUCAUGUGGAUUAUCUUCAGCUCUAAUGUAUCCAAUCGAUACUGUGAAGACUCAGUUGCAAGCAUCAACCACCCUGACAUUCCUGGAACUUAUGUCAAACAUUCCACAAGUCGGAUUACGGGGGCUUUAUAAGGGUUCCAUCCCUGCAAUUCUUGGACAGUUUUCAAGCAAUGGGUUGCGGACAGGAAUAUCUGAAGUAAGCAAGCUUGUAUUGAUCAAUGUGGCUCCGAACCUCCCUGACAUCCAGGUUAAAUCCAUGGCAUCAUUCCUCGGUACAGUUCUAGGAACAAUGGCACGUUUACCUAGUGAGGUACUGAAGCAGCGUUUGCAGGCUGAUCUUUAUGACAAUGUCGGAGAAGCUCUUAUCGGUACUUGGAAGCAGGAUGGCCCGCAGGCCUUUUUCCGUGGUGCUGGGGCCACACUUUGUCGUGAGUUGCCGUUCUAUGUUGCAGGGAUGGGCCUUUACACUGAAUCCAAAAAGUUUACCCAACAACUUAUAAGACGGGAACUGGAACCGUGGGAAGCAGUUGUUGUCGGAGCUAUUUCCGGAGGGUUAGUUUCUGUUAUUAGUACACCAUUCGAUGUCAUUAAAACUAGAAUGAUGACUGCAUCUGGGGGCCAAAACGUAUCGAUGUCAGCGGUAGCCAUUUCUAUACUCCGUCACGAAGGGCCCCUUGCCCUGUUCAAAGGACUCAUACCAAGGUUUUUUUGGAUUGCUCCCUUUGGCGCCAUGAACUUUGCCGGCUACGAGUUGUUGAGGAAGGCUAUGGACGGAAACAAAGACAUUGCAACGGAUCAAGUAUCCGGAAACAAAGAUAUUUCUAUGGAUCAAGUCUCCGAAAAAGAAAUCAGCUAAAAUAUGAACCAUUAUCUUCAAAUGGCCUCUGCUUUUGUUAAGGUUAAAUUCUGAUAUUAGUUGGUGUACUACGCCUAAGUUAUGCAUUUAAUACUCAUACUUUAAUUGGGUUAUUUUUUAGUUUGAACUUUUUAAUUUUUAAAAUUGUAGUUUUUACUAAAUUAUAAUCGUUAAAUUCAUUAAGUUUUAUUAUUUUUAAAA
This is a messenger RNA of Gossypium arboreum, 2866 nucleotides long. RefSeq names its product calcium-dependent mitochondrial ATP-magnesium/phosphate carrier protein 2-like. Bases 230 to 2665 code for a protein of 811 amino acids. The record is from RefSeq and is a predicted model, not a curated record. The transcript has 8 exons. NCBI's taxonomy places the organism in Eukaryota, Viridiplantae, Streptophyta, Magnoliopsida, Malvales, Malvaceae. Gene Ontology annotation, molecular function: calcium ion binding; S-adenosyl-L-methionine transmembrane transporter activity. Gene Ontology annotation, biological process: transmembrane transport. Gene Ontology annotation, cellular component: mitochondrial inner membrane.